Drosophila serrata is the source of this 1511-nucleotide messenger RNA. RefSeq names its product odorant receptor 85b-like. The record is from RefSeq and is a predicted model, not a curated record. Gene Ontology annotation, biological process: sensory perception of smell; detection of chemical stimulus involved in sensory perception of smell. NCBI's taxonomy places the organism in Eukaryota, Metazoa, Arthropoda, Insecta, Diptera, Drosophilidae. Gene Ontology annotation, molecular function: odorant binding; olfactory receptor activity. Gene Ontology annotation, cellular component: plasma membrane.
CUUACUGACAACAGUAAGCUUUCAAAAAACUAUCUCUAUUUUAAGAUUUGACUAUAAUAAACAUUUAGUUCGCAUUCGUCCUUUACUAUUACCAUUUCUUAUUUCCUUGUAAGGCUUAUCUACCCCAAUACUCUUUAACAUUUGAAAGGGGCUGACACGAGUUUCAAACGAUGUAACCCAACCAAUACAAUUACCGUCUGCGAGUCACGCCCCCUAAGCAAUUUCAUUACCUGGGAAGCUCUAUAAAAGGUAACCUGCCGCCAGUGUCAUCUAGUAGCAAAAUGAGCAGACUGCAGGAGCUGACCCAGCAAAUAUGGGCCUCCGAUGUGGACGCGGGUAGGAUUGGUUCCUUGGAGUUGAACGCGUGGCUGGCUCAGCUGACAGGAAUACCGUUGGUAGGCCUAAGGCCCGAGUCAAGGAUCCAUAGGUUGGGCAUUCUGGUCCGCAGCACCUUCAUUUUACCCUGUCUCUUCUGCUACGUGUGCUUGGAGAUCUACGACCUUAUCUUGAACUGGGCGGACGUGGACGUCAUGACCCAGAACGUGCUGAUGACACUUACCCACGUGGGCUAUUGGGUCAAGGUGAUGAACACCUACUACCAUUACGGAGAGAUCAAGGAGAUUGUCAGCCAGUUGAGCUGCCUCACCAGAACCUGUGUGCUGUCUGCCCGCCAAAGAAGGACCUUCCAUGAGGUGGAGGUGGAGAACAAGCUGGUCUGUCUCAUGUAUUUUUUCCUGGUAGUGUUCUCCUCCUCAACGGCCAUGGUUAUGCUGCUUACCGUGCCAGAUGAAAUGGCCGGGCAACGGUUUCCGUUCCGUGUUAAGAUGCCCAGUUACCUGCCUCCGCUGGUGCAGCAGCUAUACAUGGGCCUGAGUGUGAUCUGGCUCUCCUGCGGCAUUCCCACCAUCGACAACAUGAACGUGCUCCUGAUGAAUCAAAUCUGCCUCCACCUCAAGGUGCUCAACAUGGCCUUUGAUGCCUUGGAAAGGGAUACGCAGGGAGAGCGGCUGCAGGUGGACCCGCACAGCUGGCUUCAGUCGAUCGUCCAGUACCAUUGCAGGCUUAUUAAGCUGCGACAGCGCAUGGAGCGGGUGUACCGGCUACCAAUGAUGUUCCAGUUCGUGUCCUCCCUGGUGGUGGUGGCCAUGACGGUGUUCCAGAUGCUUGUCGGCGAUGGCUCCAACAGCUCGAAGCUUGUCUACUUUAUGCUCAGCGGAGUUCUCUGUCAGAUAUUCCUCUACUGCUGGUUCGGCAACGAAGUCUUCGAGCAGAGCAAGACGCUGUCAUCCUCCGCUUUCCGCUGCGACUGGCUGCAGUUCGACGUUCGGUUCAGGAAGCGACUGGUCACCUUCAUGGUCAACGCGGACCGUCCCUUUCUGUUCACCGCGGGAGGAUUUAUGGGUCUGACCCUUACGAGCUUCACCAAUAUCCUGAGCAAGUCAUAUUCGGUGGUAGCGGUGCUGCGUCAGAUGUACGGCAGGACGCAGUAGCGAAGCUUUCUUUUGGAUCAA